Molecule: messenger RNA, 901 nt
Organism: Sabethes cyaneus
Lineage: Eukaryota; Metazoa; Arthropoda; Insecta; Diptera; Culicidae
Gene: Der-2
Product: derlin-2
Exons: 6
Coding region: 125-880 (251 amino acids)
Biological process (GO): endoplasmic reticulum unfolded protein response
Cellular component (GO): Hrd1p ubiquitin ligase ERAD-L complex; endoplasmic reticulum membrane
Molecular function (GO): ubiquitin-specific protease binding; misfolded protein binding
Source: RefSeq, a predicted model, not a curated record
AGCUAAGCUGACAUAUUUCUAUAAACAUUUUAUUAUAUUUGUCAUUUUCUAUAUUACUAAUAAUUAUCGGAAUUGUACACCCUAAAAAGUUCACGUCUUCUAAAAAACACCGGUUUUAUAAGUUAUGGCGUAUCAAACAUUGCGGCAAGAAUAUUUCCAGAUACCGGUGGUUACUCGAGCGUACGCAACGGCAUGUGUUAUUACAACACUAUCCGUCCACCUGGAAAUAGUAACUCCAUUCCAGCUUUACUUUAAUCCAAUCCUAAUCCUCAGGCACUAUCAAUUAUGGAGGCUAGGAACUACGUUUCUAUUCUUUGGAACGUUUGGCUUCAAUUUUCUUUUUAAUAUGAUAUUUACGUACAGAUAUUGCCGAAUGCUGGAAGAAGGUUCUUUCCGUGGAAGAAGUGCCGAUUUUAUUAUGAUGUUUUUAUUCGGAGGUGUUGUUAUGAUAAUUUUUGCUUUUUUUGUAAAUCUAUUGUUUCUCGGACAAGCUUUUACGAUAAUGCUGGUGUACGUUUGGUCACGAAGAAAUCCUUUCAUUCGGAUGAACUUCUUCGGAAUAUUAAAUUUCCAGGCUCCUUACCUGCCUUGGGUGCUGUUAGGAUUCUCUGUGCUUAUAGGCAAUACUAUCUGGGUUGAUUUGAUGGGCAUCGUAGUCGGCCAUAUCUACUAUUUCCUAGAAGAUGUUUUUCCUGAUCAAAUCAACGGCUUCCAUUUGCUAAAAACACCUCAGUUUUUGAAAAAUAUAUUUGAUGAACCGAUUGAGGAUACAGAUUAUACGGCUCUACCCGAAGAUCGUCCCGGCGGAUUUAAUUGGGGUAGAGAAGAUCAAAAUAAUGCAAAUGAUGGACAAAAUGAUGUGCAACGAGAUAGAAUGUGAUUGAAUAAGAAGUACUUGUUA